Desarmillaria tabescens is the source of this 1191-nucleotide messenger RNA. RefSeq lists its product as uncharacterized. NCBI's taxonomy places the organism in Eukaryota, Fungi, Basidiomycota, Agaricomycetes, Agaricales, Physalacriaceae. The transcript is spliced from 3 exons. The coding region runs from base 179 to 796 and encodes 205 amino acids. The record is from RefSeq and is a predicted model, not a curated record.
GAAAGGGCGUGGGUUCGAACCCCACUUCUGUCAUUUUCCAUUUAGAGUUGAGCAAAUUUCCUUUUCUUUCUUGAACACGUCAACCCCAGUUACACAAGUCGAUACCGGCAUAUAUCAGUGGACAAAUCUAUAGGUAUCUGCCAGUAGCUAAUUCCCAUUCUACGAUCCAGUUGUGGGGAUGUUCGUGGAUAUUCAUAUCAACGGGUAUCUACGUGUCUCUUAUCAGACGGUGUCACAGUGCUCAGUGCAAAGUCCAAACGAGGGACUACAGAAGCGUACCUUCUUCAGUACCCUGGCCUGCUGCGAACGUCGUAGUUUGUAUCGAAUGCAUUGCAACCCUCCUCUGUGCCUUCAAAAUUUUCCUAUAUGGGCACGCGUAUAUUCCUGUCACCACUCACCUUUGUCCGGGACCGAGACAUUAUCCACUACGCUCUUGCAAGCAGGAAAACCUGGUAUGCGAUCUUCUGGGCGCCCUUUCGAGUCUGUGGUACGAACGUGUUUGCAGGCUUUCGGUACCGGUAUCGUGAAUGUGGCCAAGGCGCCGCCUACGAGGAAUCAGCAUCCAGAAGUAAUGGCAGGGAUGCAGGCAGUGGACCGGAUCAACGCAGUCAUGAUGGUAAGAAAGUGUGCGGCUACCCGACUUUUGUCAGGCCACACUUGCACUGAAACCGUGCAAGUCUAUUCAUCUAAAACUACUUUCAUGACAUCAGAGGGGUACUUUAAAAGAAAACGGUCCACAAAUUUUACAACAACGUCGUCGGCAAGAACUUUAACAAGAUUAACAAAAAAGGUAUAAUUGUCCUUUUGAACCUGCAGCAGAUCGAUAUCCUCGUCCAAGAGCAAGGUAAGAGUGGUGGGAAAAGAGGCACUAUACGAAGGCGAGCUGGUCUUUUUAGUGCGCGAGUCGAGAGUAGGAUCGAGGAACACGGCUACGCCAAACUGACAAAUGGUAAGCAACACAAAGAGACCGAAAUUCUACACUCACGGUCUGGUAGAGUUUGUAGAUAUUGUUCCGAUAGGUGACUUCUUUGCGAUGCCGGGUGCGAAAGUUGCGGUGAAUCUCUCGCUGCUUGUCCUUGCUGGCCCUCUUCAGCUUGCUCUUCUCGAGGUCGUUGCAGGCGUCGAUAACGAACGUGUUCUUCUCUUGAGGGGUGAGAUUGUCGUAAUCGAUAGCGAAGCAGAUGGCAACGA